AUGCCUUCGAUUCUUGUUUUCUUGUCUCUUUUCCUGCAAUUGUCGUGCGCUCGACCGAUCUUGGACGGCGUCUUCGAUCUCGUUACCGGCCUUACUGAUGCCCUUGGAGAUAUAACUACCAGCCUAGGCCUAACCGACACGCUCUCCGAUGUCCUAUCGACCGUUGGCCUUGGUGAAGCCGUUGCGAACCCUCUGCUCGAGACCAUCGAGUCAACUCUGAAGGGUAAUGGACUUAUUGACGGCACACUGGGCGCACUGGCAGGCACUUUGGGAGUCGAACAGGAAUUCGACUAUGUGGUCGUUGGUGGAGGCACGGCGGGUAAUGCUGUAGGCGUGCGGCUCGCUGAGGCAGGCUACACCGUAGCGAUCGUGGAGGCGGGUCUAUUUUAUGAGUUGGGAAAGCCGAUUUUGGGCACUACUCCAGCGGGCGAUAUCAUCGGCAUUGGCAGCAGCGCGCUGGAUCAAAUCCCUACGGUCGACUGGGGCUUUCUGACCGAACCGCAGGAUGGUCUUGGGGGUCGCCGUAUACAUUAUGCGCAGGGCAAGACACUCGGUGGCAGCAGUGCGCUGAAUUUCAUGAUCCACCACCGUGGGAGCAGGGGCAGUUACCAGAUGUGGGCUGAUAUGGUUGGGGAUCAAAGCUACACGUACGACGGUCUGGAACCGUAUUUCAAGCGAUCCGUCACGCUGACUCCGCCGGAUGAUACCAAGAGAAGGGAGAAUGCUUCGACCAUGUUUGAGACCGAUGCUUUCAGUACUCCCGGCGGGCCUGUGCAAGUCGGCUACACGAAUUGGGUGUCGGUGUGGGCCACCUGGCUGGAGAAGGGAAUGCAAGCCAUCGGCAUGGAGCGGACCACCAGUUUCAGCUCCGGUAAUUUACUGGGCUACCACUACUCGCAGUCAACCAUCCGCGGAUCGGACCAGACGCGCAGCUCGUCGACUUCGUACAUCAACGCUGCCAACGACAACGAGGAUACCAGUGAGAAGUUGAAGGUCUUUACGAGCACCCAAGCAAGGAAGGUGCUCUUCUCGACGCCAUCCUCGACUCCCAACAGCACAAACUCAACCUCAACGUCGGCCUCGAACAAGCCAAGGGCUACAGGUGUCGAAGUUAGCGGACUGGCUGGCCUGUCGAAAUACACACUCACCGCCAAGCACGAGGUCAUCCUCUCCGCAGGCGCGUUCCAAUCGCCUCACCUCUUGAUGCACUCUGGCUUGGGCCCUGCUACCCAUCUUGUCGAACACGGCAUCCCCGUGGUCAAGGACCUGCCCGGCGUGGGACAAAACAUGUGGGAUCACGUCAUGUUCGGUCCAACCUACAGCGUCAAGUUUGACACCCUCGACCGUGUCCUGCACGAUCCUAUCGCCUUGACCGACGCGCUAACCUCAUACAUCACCACCAAAACUGGGCCUCUAACGUCUAACGUGGUCGAGUUCUUGGGCUGGGAGAAGCUGUCGACGCUCGACUCGUAUCGCGCCAACUUCAGCGCCAGCACGCUCGACGCCCUGGCAUCGUUCCCGGCGGACUGGCCAGAGGUGGAACACAUUUCUGGCAACGGCUACAUCGGAACUUUCACGUUCCCAGUACUGCAGCAACCUCUUGAUGGCAAACAAUACGCUACCAUUCUCGGCGGUAUGGUUGCACCUCUUUCUCGUGGUACGGUGACGCUCAAAUCCGCCAACCCGCUACAGAAGCCCGCCGUCGAUCCUCGCUGGCUCACCCAUCCAGCUGACCAAGAAGUAGCUGUGGCGUGGUAUCGUCGCAUGCGCGAGGUGUGGCGCACGCCUGCACUACAGUCCAUCAUCGAGGAUCCCAGUGACGAGGCAUUUCCGGGCCUGGAAAACGAGACAGACGAAGAGAUCCUCGAGGUGGUUCGACGAAGCGCAAUGACAGUUUGGCAUGCUAGUGGGACGUGCACAAUGGGCCGCGAGGCAGAUGAGAUGGCCGUCGUGGACACGGAGGCAAGGGUCUUUGGUGUGCAAGGGCUGCGUGUCGUUGACUCGAGUAUUAUGCCUGUGCUGCCGCCCGGUCAUCCGCAGAGUACGAUCUAUGCGCUGGCGGAAAAAGCGGCAGACAUGAUCAUCAAAGGCCGGGAGUAG
Messenger RNA from Cyphellophora europaea CBS 101466, 2100 nucleotides. RefSeq lists its product as uncharacterized. Gene Ontology annotation, biological process: secondary metabolite biosynthetic process. The record is from RefSeq and is a predicted model, not a curated record. The transcript has a single exon. The coding region runs from base 1 to 2100 and encodes 699 amino acids. Gene Ontology annotation, molecular function: oxidoreductase activity, acting on CH-OH group of donors; flavin adenine dinucleotide binding. NCBI's taxonomy places the organism in Eukaryota, Fungi, Ascomycota, Eurotiomycetes, Chaetothyriales, Cyphellophoraceae.